Carcharodon carcharias (great white shark) is the source of this 2327-nucleotide messenger RNA. It is a transcript of the gene psmg2, whose product is annotated as proteasome (prosome, macropain) assembly chaperone 2. Gene Ontology annotation, biological process: proteasome assembly. NCBI's taxonomy places the organism in Eukaryota, Metazoa, Chordata, Chondrichthyes, Lamniformes, Lamnidae. The transcript is spliced from 7 exons. Bases 72 to 872 code for a protein of 266 amino acids. Gene Ontology annotation, cellular component: nucleus; cytosol. The record is from RefSeq and is a predicted model, not a curated record.
CCGAGCCAGGGUGUGCGUCAUUAGAAAGCGACUGGUGGGAGGGUGACAGUUGUGGCGACGCAGGCGGCGGGAUGGAAACGGUUUUCAUCCCGAGUGGGGAUUGUUGUGUAAAUCUGAAAGGUUACAUUCUCAUCAUGCCAGUUGUGUCUGUGGGUAAUGUUGGUCAGCUAACGGUGGAUCUGAUCAUUUCUACACUCACUUUGCCCCGGGUAGGUUAUAUCCACAGUGACUGCCUCCUUCCAGUGGUAGGAAACAAUCCAUACGCAACAACUUCUGAGAAUUCAGCAGAAAUGUGCAUCAGCUCUGAGGUUUAUGCAUCAGCAGAUCGGAAGUUGGCAGUCCUACAGAUUCGGUCCCCAAUUAUUCAGGGUAAACACCGCUCAUUCCGACAACAACUCCUUUCCUGGAUUAAAGAGAGUGAAUUCAGCAAAGUUGUGGCCCUGUCCAGCAGUUAUGCCUACCAUCGUGUUGACCAGCAGCUCGUUGGCACUCCUCUGCGAUAUUUGGCAACACCUGCUCUGCAGACCAUUGUGGGAGAUAAGUUCCAAAUCCUCAAAUGGAAAGAACUUGAACGGGUAGCGGCCUUCCCUGGGAUUAGUGAGGAACAAGAGAUCUAUAUCCCAGGAGGCGGCAUUACAAAAUCACUCUACAGUGACAGUUGCACUGAAGGAAUCCCACUGGCAGUGCUCCUGAUUUUCUGCUCUGAAGGGGAUAAUAUCCCUGAUGCAUUCAACCUUUUGAAUUUCCUGAACGAGUGGCUGGAGUUAAUAGAAAAAACAAGUGAUCAGAACACCAUUACACAGGCACAAUGGAAGAUCCCGAGUUCUUGGAGAUUAUUGUUUGGCAGUGGCAUUCCACCAGCUCUCUUCUAAUUCAGCAGAUCCAAACUGUAAGCUGACCUUAAAUAGGUUGAAGACGUGUUUACACUCAGAUGGCUUGUUGGUGAAUCAUUGACAUAAUGGCAAUAUGCUUUAAAAAAAAACUGCAGUAACCUGAAGAUCUAAAUUAGGUCCUGUAUCUAUACAUUUGCUGUUGAAACCAUCAUAAAAUAUUCAAUUCUAGAUAUGUGAACAGCUAAUCGUAAGAAGGCUUGAAUAGAAUUGACUUGUAAAAUUGUUAGUGAUGGUGUGUUUAAAAUGAGCAGGUGAUGUAUUUUAAAUGCUGUUAGUUUGCAAAUUUAGCUAUUAUGACUUUGCUGCCCUCAUCUAAGUUAUUAAUGUAAAUUGGAAAAAGUUGAGGCCCCAGCAGGAGUCCACUCGUCACAUUUUGCCAAUCAAAGACCCAUUUAUGUAUACUGUUUUCAGCCAGCCAACCAAUCUUCUUUCCAGGCUAAUAUGUUACCUCUUACACUAUGAACUUUUAUUUUCCGCAAUUAUGCUGGGAAGCAGUCGUACACCCUUAAAUAAGGAGACCAAAACUGCACACAGUAUUUGAGAUGUGGUUUCACCAAUGCCUUGUAAAAAUGAAGCAUAACAUCCUUAUUUUUACAUUCAAUUCCUCUUAUAAUAAAGGAUAGCAUUGCAUUAGCCUUCUUGAUUGCAUGCUGUACCUGCAUACUAACUUUUUGUGACGCAAGCACAAGAACAUCUGGAUCCCUCUGCACCUCGGAAUUUUGCAGUAGUUCUCCGUUUAAGUAACACCUUGCUUUUUAAUUCUUCCUGUCAAAGUGAACAACUUUACAUUUUCCCAAAUUAUACUGCAUCUGCCAGAUUUUUGCCCACUCACUCAAUUUACCUCUAUCAGUCUGCAAACUCCUUCUGUCGUCUUCACAAUGUACUUUCCUACUUAUCUUGGUAUCAUCUGCAAAUUUAGCUACUAUGCCUUCGCUCCCCUCAUCUAAGUCAUUGUAAUGAUUGAAACAUGAACAACUUUUGAUAGAGUGGAUAUAGAGAGAAUGUUUCCUCUUGUGGGGAAGAGCAAAACUAGAGGCCAUUAAUAUAAAAUAGUCACGAAGAGAUCCAAUGGGGAAUUCAGAAGCACCUGUUUAACCAAAAGAGCAGUGAGAAUAUGGAACUUGAUGCCACAGGGAAUGGUUGCACAAAUAGUAUGCAUUUAAAGAGAAGCUAGACAAGCACGAGGGAGAAGGGAGGGAUUUAGAUGAAAUAUGGGAGGCGGCUCAAGUGGCACAUAGACAUCUUAUGGACUGAAUGGCCUGUUUCUUUGCCUAUAUUUUGCACGAGAACCUUCAUUGUCAAAAGUUAUGCUGGGAAGCAGUUGUACUUUAAUGUUUAUUUUAAUGUACUUUAAGUCUCAAUUAAACCAGAGACAAGAUUUGAGAAUAUUGUUACUUUGUAAAAUAAAUAAAUAAAACACUUUCUUUACUCUUA